GCUCUGGGGGCCCCGCCCGCCAGCCCGCAGGUUCCGCCCAGCCGCAGCGUGACGGUCGUGCCUGCCGGCUGCGUGUUCCUCGGCGCGCGCCGUCUCCCCGGAGCCUCGGGUUCGCGCGGGUGUGCCGCUGCCAUGGUGUUCCAGUGCCAGCGGGACAGCUGGGCCCGGCAGUUCGCCACCAAAGUGGUGUCGUGCCGGGAGGCCGAGCUGCGGCCUGAGGGCGGGGGGGAACCGGUGCGCGGCUUCCAGGUGGUGCUGGAGGACACCAUCCUCUUCCCCGAGGGCGGCGGGCAGCCCGAUGACCGCGGCCUCAUCGGCGCUGUCCCGGUGCUGCGCGUCACCCGGCGCGGCCCCGAGGCCCUGCACUUCGUGGAGACGGCGCUGGAGCCGGGCAGCGCCGUGCUACUGUCGUUGGACUGGGAACGCCGCUUCGAUCACAUGCAGCAGCACUCGGGACAGCACCUCAUCACUGCCAUGGCAGAUCUGAUGUUUGGAUUCAAAACAACUUCAUGGGAGCUCGGCCGACAGCAGAGUGUCAUUGAGCUGGACACCCCUUCCAUGACCACAGAGCAAAUGGAGGCCCUGGAGCAGAGUGUGAAUGAGAAGAUCCGGGAGAGGAUACCUGUGACAGUGCGGGAACUGGCUGCAGAUGACCCUGAGGUUGAAACAGUGAGAAGCCGUGGCUUACCAGGUGACCACAUGGGGCCAGUUCGAGUUGUAGACAUUGAAGGCAUAGACUCCAACAUGUGCUGUGGGACUCAUGUCUCCAACCUGAGUGACUUGCAGGUUAUUAAACUUCUUUGCACAGAGAAAGGGAAAAAGAACAAAACCAACUUGGUUUUCCUGGCAGGAAAUAGAGUGCUGAAGUCAGUUGAACAAAGUCACCGUACUGAGAAGGCCCUAACCUCACUGCUGAAAAAUGGACCAGGUGAGCAUGUAGAGGCUGUGAAGAGAUUGCAGAGUUCUGUGAAACUGCUUCAGAAGAAUAAUUUGAACCUGCUAAGAGACAUUGCUGUUUUGAUAGCCCAGGAUUUCAAAAACAAACCUGUUCAAAGUCCGCUGUUUGUUUUACACAGUGGCUUUUUACCUGUCCAUGCAGGAAGGAGGGUGACUCUGAGUUUAUGAACAUCAUCGCUAAUGAGAUUGGGAAAGAGGUAAGUCAUUGAUACAGACUAACCUGACACCAGUGGUGUUUUCAUUCAACUUUGUAGCACGGGCAAGGGCUGGAUAGGCUUCUAUUUGCACCACAGUCACAAGCUACAGGUCUCUUUCCUUCCAAAAGUUAGACAAGGUUGUGGUCCCUAGCAGCCUCAGUGUGCUGGGGAUCCUUGGUAGUCAAAAAAUACAGCAGUGAAAAUUCAGAGCUUUGUAGAAGAGCCUGUAUCGCAGAAAGCUGUACAGAACCUCUUUGGACAUGUUAACUUAGGAUACUCCAAUACCUGUUCGGUCCCCCACAGUAUACAAUUCAGUAUGAAAAGUUCAAAAGCUCCUGCCCUCUUACUUCGAAUUGAGUUUCAGUAAUGAGCACAAACUUACAGCUUGUUUGCAUGCCUCAAUGGGAAAAGGAAGGCACUGGCUCUUUGGGGGCACGGUCCCUCUCUCUGU
Numida meleagris (helmeted guineafowl) is the source of this 1605-nucleotide messenger RNA. RefSeq names its product alanyl-tRNA editing protein Aarsd1-like. Gene Ontology annotation, biological process: alanyl-tRNA aminoacylation; regulation of translational fidelity. NCBI's taxonomy places the organism in Eukaryota, Metazoa, Chordata, Aves, Galliformes, Numididae. The record is from RefSeq and is a predicted model, not a curated record. Gene Ontology annotation, molecular function: alanine-tRNA ligase activity; Ser-tRNA(Ala) deacylase activity; nucleic acid binding. The transcript has 10 exons. The coding region runs from base 133 to 1125 and encodes 330 amino acids.